This is a messenger RNA of Epinephelus lanceolatus (giant grouper), 2349 nucleotides long. RefSeq names its product ankyrin repeat, family A (RFXANK-like), 2 (gene ankra2). The record is from RefSeq and is a predicted model, not a curated record. Gene Ontology annotation, cellular component: nucleus. Gene Ontology annotation, biological process: regulation of gene expression. NCBI's taxonomy places the organism in Eukaryota, Metazoa, Chordata, Actinopteri, Perciformes, Serranidae. Gene Ontology annotation, molecular function: protein binding.
GUAAUAUUGGAUGCACACUCUUGUUGACGCGAUCCUCUUGCGCAUGCGUACACACAUCAAAACAUCGCGUGAAGAGGGGUGACCGCGCCUGGGGAUAAUUUAAUAAAACAAUGCCUUAUCGGGCGUGCGGUGUCUUCAGUUUAAUCUCAGUGUGACAGCUCGGUGAGUGAUCAGAGGAUGGACAACGUUACCGUGUCAGCCUCAGGUGGGACAGCAGAGGAUAUGGAGGGGAUCUGUGUAAUGCCGGAUUUGAGUGCCAUCAAGACUGAGCAGUCGAUGGGUGCAAGCCCAGAUGACACAGGCACCCAGAAUGUUGCCAUGGGCAUCAAGUUCAUCCUCCCCAACCGCUUUGACAUGAAUGUUUGCUCAAGGUUUGUCAAAUCGCUAAACGAGGAGGACAGCAAGAACAUCCAGGACCAGGUCAACUCUGAUCUGGAGGUGGCUUCUGUUUUAUUUAAAGCUGAGUGCAACAUCCAGACCUCACCUUCCCCAGGUAUACAAGUGCGCCAUGUUUACACGCCCUCCACCACCAAACAUUUCUCCCCCAUCAAACAGUCCACAACCCUCACCAAUAAACACCGUGGCAACGAGGUUUCUUCCACACCUCUUUUGGUGCAUUCUUUGUCCAUUCAUCAGCUUGCAGCCCAGGGUGAAAUGGUGUUCCUGGCCAGCAGGAUUGAACAAGAGACUGUAAUCAACCUCCAAGAUGAGGAAGGCUUUACCCCCCUGAUGUGGGCGGCUGCACACGGACAAAUUGCUGUUGUUGAGUUUCUCCUCCAAAAUGGUGCUGACCCCAACCUCCUGGCCAAAGGGAGGGAAAGUGCAUUGUCUUUGGCCUGCAGCAAGGGAUACACUGAUAUUGUGAAGAUGCUUAUUGACUGUGGUGUAGAUGUCAAUGAAUAUGACUGGAAUGGAGGAGCCCCUCUGCUAUAUGCUGUCCAUGGGAACCAUGUGCGCUGUGUUGAAAUUUUGUUAGAGAGUGGUGCUGAUCCCACUAUUGAGUCAGAUUCUGGAUUCAAUGCAAUGGACAUGGCUGUGGCUAUGGGCCACCGGAAUGUUCAACAGGUGAUGGAGGCACAUCUACUGAAGUUACUGAUGGGAAUCAGAGACUGAACUGUGACACUUGAGGAAAACAAAUACGGAAGGGACGAAGCUGGGCUCUGGACAAUCAUGUAGCACGCCCAGGCUGCCUGCCAACAGUAAUAUAUUAGUUCAUUAAGUGACAUUUCAACAUCAUGUCAACAGCGUCUUGUUGGCACGAUGCAUGUGACGUUUAUAUGCUACGAAUUUACAAUUUUAACCAUCUUUCAAAAACUGUUUUACAUUACGUUUCAUAUUGAAUGCGGAGUUGCAAAUCUGAUCCGGAGACACUGAAAGAUUUUCACGCUGCCAAAUGGAGUGCAGUGUAAGAUUGAUUUUGGUUUAACCGAGCAUGGAGGUUUUGAGUCUUUUAAUAUUGUAUAUUACAUUACAUGCCAUCAGUGGCCAUUCCAUACUUUUCCCCAUCAUGGCAAGUGUUUUUUAAAUAUAACUUAUUAACCUUGAUGAAAAAACAGAUUUUAAAAGUAAAGGAAUAUUCGUGUAAUACAAAUUGCCUCAUGUUCAUACUGUCAGGUCUUCACAGUGAGCACAUUUCUGAGUCUCAUUUUGCUCUCAUGAGGACCACUGCACAGUGGGUGGACUGAAAAUAGGCUCGUAUAGACUGGAAUGCACACGGUUACAGACUGUGUUUUUAUAACGCUGCCAUAUUGUUUGUUGAUCCUGAAGAUCUUUGUGUUGGUUGUUCCGAGUUUAUUUAUUUGAAUACUUUAGACGUUGUGUUGUAAUGUGAUAAAACUCUCAUAUUGAUGUAAGUCUGUUUUGUUUCUGUGUAUUUAUGAUACUGAUGUUCACUGAUGUGUUGUGAAUUUUAAAAGACCUCACACCUCAUUUUAAUGUCCCGCGAGGUUACUGUGGUGCUGUUUGCCACUGUGUAAGGGUGCUUGUGUUUUAUAUCAGACAUAAGUGGUGUUUCAAGAAAUAACUUGUCCUGACCUCAGUAUCACUCAUUAUGCUGUACAGAUAUUUAUCUGAUCACAAGUCAAAAAGGUAAAACCACUGUUUAUAGUUGCAGAAAUUAAGCUGUUAUUUAAUUAAAAGAUCUUUUUAAACUGCAAACAGAGUCACAGUCAUGGGGAGAGUACACUUUAGUUGCUGUUGAGUGCUGCACAUAGAAGCAGGGGAGGGGUCUGUCAGUGAAUGUAAAACUAAAGGACUAUUAAUUAUAAGCCAAGAAUCUAAUAACAUGCUACUAGCGCUAGACAUGUUUAUUUCACAGUUGUGUGCUAAUAUAUUUUGUCUGCCUAUUCA